Lethenteron reissneri (Far Eastern brook lamprey) is the source of this 3110-nucleotide messenger RNA. RefSeq names its product UDP-N-acetylhexosamine pyrophosphorylase-like protein 1. The record is from RefSeq and is a predicted model, not a curated record. Gene Ontology annotation, molecular function: UDP-N-acetylglucosamine diphosphorylase activity. Lineage: Eukaryota; Metazoa; Chordata; Hyperoartia; Petromyzontiformes; Petromyzontidae. Gene Ontology annotation, biological process: UDP-N-acetylglucosamine biosynthetic process.
GUGUGUGUGUCUGUGUGUAUGCAUAUGUGGGUGUGUGUGUUUGUGUAUGGGGUGUUCACUACCGAGUCAUUCGUUCCCCCUGAGUCAUUGCACGCUCCACGAAACCACGGCGAGUGAAAAGACCGGCGAUCAAUCCCCGAGUGUCGAAGGGACAUUUGAAGAGCGUCGCUGCGUUGUUCAUUGAGUCAGGAGAGAGAGACAGCCAUGUCGGCGAAUGUGGACGAGCAGCGUGCGCGCUACGAGGCGGCCGGCCAGGGCCACGUGUUCCGCUUCUGGGAGCAGCUGUCCCAGGGUCAGCGCGACACUCUGCUCUCCCAGCUGAAGGACAUUGACCCCGAGGAGGUGGGGCGAUCCUACCGGGCGAUGCAACGUGGGCAGGGGGAGUCCGAGGCUCCGGAGGACGUGAAGCCGGUGCCGGAGGACGCGUUUGGCAGCAUGUCGCGCUCCCCCGCCAGCCUGCUCAGCCAGUGGGAAAAGCAAGGCCUGGAGCAGAUCGCCGAGGGGCGGAUGGCGGUGUUGCUGCUGGCCGGAGGGCAGGGCACGCGUCUCGGCAUGUCGUGCCCCAAGGGCAUGGUGUCGGUGGGACUGCCCUCGGGGAAGUCCCUCUUUCAGCUCCAGGCAGAGCGCAUUCGUGCCCUGCAGAGGCUGGCCGGCACCGCUAAGCCCGUGCCCUGGUACAUCGUGACGAGUGCCCACACACAUGCCCCCACCGAGGCUUUCUUCCGGGAGCAUGCCUGGUUCGGGCUGGAUCCGGACUCGGUGCGCUUCUUCCAGCAAGGGCAGCUGCCGGCGCUCACCAUCUCCGGCAAAAUCAUCCUGCAGGACAAGGGGCUCAUAGCCAUGGCUCCCAAUGGUAACGGCGGCGUGUACCGCGCACUCAGCUCGUCGGGCGCGCUGGCCGACAUGCAGGCACGCGGUGUGCGCCAUGUGCACGCCUACUGCGUGGACAACGUGCUGGUGCGUGUCGGGGAUCCUGUAUUCCUCGGCUUCUGUAUCCACAAGAACGCCGACUGCGGCGCCGAGGUGGUGGAGAAGGUGGACCCCACAGAGCCUGUGGGCGUGGUGUGCCGGGUGGGCGACCACUAUCGCGUGCUCGAGUACAGCGAGAUCUCGUCCGAGUUGGCGUCACGGCGGGGCACCCACGGCCGCCUGGAGUUCAGCGCCGCCAGCAUCUGCAACCACUACUUCAGCGUCGAUUUCCUGCAGGAGGUGGUGCGGCAGUACGAGCCGCAGAUGCUGUACCACGUAGCGCACAAGAAGGUGGGCUACGUGGACGACGAGGGUCGACCCGUGGCACCCGACAAGCCCAACGGCAUCAAGAUGGAGAAGUUCAUCUUUGACGUAUUCCCAUUCUCAAAGAACUUUGCCGUGUUCGAGGUGCUGCGUGAGGACGCCUUCUCGCCGCUGAAGAAUGCGGACAAGCCGGGUCAGGUGGAUUGUCCGAGUACGGCGCGGAAGGCCGUGUACAGCCUGCACGCACACUGGGUGGAGAAGGCGGGGGGCCACGUGAGCAGUGGCUCUGGCGGAGUGGUGUGUGAGAUAUCGCCACUUGUGUCCUACGCUGGUGAGGCUCUGCAAGAACGCGUCAAGGGCAAGACUUUCCCUUCACCAUUCGUUCUGGAUUAGUAGAGAGUUUGAAGAAAUGGCCGUGCAAACAAAAACCUUCCCCUCCUGCUAUAAAUACAAUAACACUGCCAUCACAAUGUGAGAAACGGUAGUAUUAUAUUUUUCUGUUGCAAUAUAUACAGUGAUCUAAAUGAGUUUUACUGUGUAACACAAUUAACUCUUUAAUGGUCGUAUUUAUUCCAAAGGAAUCCCAUUCAUUUUUUAAAUUUGGUUCGGUUUACAUUGUUGCCUAUCCUGAUCUCUCUAGAGCUCUGCUUCUGUAUCAUUCGUUGUCUUUGUUUUUUUAUUUGUUUGUGAAAACUACUCACUUUGGUUGCCAUGGAAAUGUUGAAAUAACAAUAUGCAAGGUGUGACUGCCUUUGUGUGAAUAUGAGCCACAUGUAAUCAUUUAAUGCAACAUUCACAUUUGUGGAUGACACCGUUUAUUCAUAAUUGAGAUGGGGGAGGGGGUGCACCGCGUAAAAUUGUGUUGUAAACCCUCCUCCACCCGAUAAAGGCAAUUAAUAAAAGUGUCAGAUUCAUAAAACGUGCCAAAUGUAUUCCUGCUUCAGAACCACCAGUGUGUUGGAGAGUAAUCGUACAAAAUUGAAAUGGGUGCUACGUUUCACUGGAGAUUACAUCCAGCAUAUUCAGGUUAACAAGAACCCGGAUAACACAAUUACCUGAAGUCACAAUAAUAAGUGUCUAAGGAUUUCUUUAAUUGCAAAAGGGAACGUGUUUUAUUAUUCAAAUCGUUUUUCAGGAGCAUUUGCUUAAACAAGGCAACCUCAAACUGCUUUUGACUUCACAUAAUCACCAAUUAAUAGGGCCUCAUCAAAGCCACGCCUGUGACCAACACAACCGGAAUGUGCCCAAUCUCGUGAAAUCUCACAAGUUCGGCAGGGUUGAGCCUGGAUGACUCUGGGAUGGGUGACUCACCAUACAUGCAAGGUCUGUCAUAAGCUGCCAUGUAAUCUGCUGGGCAGCAGAUGGCAUUGUACGAACCCCCCAUAAACCAGUGUGGUGCAAUAUGGUCAAUUUAAUUCCCACAAUGCUCUCAUCCAGGAGUGGAUUGGCAAAGGAUUGGCAGAUUUCACAGGGAGGUUGUAUAUACGGCUCAUUGGGCAAUGGUUGAAAUGUUAAAAUCAUUCUUAACUUUGGAGCUUUCGUGACUGCAGGAAUUAUUCUUUGGUUCUUUCGGUAAAGUCACGUAUAAAGAAAAAAUAAUAUUAUUAUUAUGUUAAAAUCAUGUUUUCAUUGAGAUAAUGGCAAUGGCUGAAGCAGCACAAACAUUAGUUUUAUUUCUUUUAUCGCCUUUGUAAAUUUUGGGAAUGGAAUGCCAUAAGUUUUAAUAAACAGGAUGCCGUGUUUUAAAGUGAUGUAUGUAGAUUCUUUGGUUUCCAAAUGUAUGUUAAUCACACUAUCCCACACCACACUUGUGUAUUUUCAUUUGUCAAGCAAAUGCGCACCAAGGUGAAAUUGUAUGUUUAGCAUGGAAACGUCAC